GCUAAAUUUAAAAAAAAAUAAAACAAUGUUCUAAUAAAAAAUUUGUCAAAUAAUUUUUAAAGAUGCUUUGUGAUCCAAGUCCAAGAUUUGCAGAAUGUAAAUGUGAGAUCCAUAAAACUCACCCGCACAAACCUCUCUCCAUUUUAAUUCUUGACUGUUGGCAACGGGAAUACGACAAAAGGACGUAUGAAAAUUUUCAAAUAAACAAAAAGUUUUUCGAAGAACGAAUGAAGAGAAUUUUUACAGAACAAGAUUGGUUUGUUCUUAUUGAUUAUCUUAUGAAACGAAAACCAAAAAGUGUACAAAUAUGCAACAUUGAAAUACCUGAUUUCAAAAAUGUUACUUUGUUGGAAAAUCUUAUCAAGGGAUUCAAAAAUGCUGAAACUAUUCAACUCAAGAAUGUUUCCCUUUCAACUAGUUUUCUUUUUGGACUUCAGAAAAAUAUCAACUCGCUCAAAUUCAAACAUUUAGAUCUAAGUCAAAAUGAAUUAUCUGCGGAGCACUUGUUACAUCUCCGGUGCAUUUUGAUACAAUCUGAUAUUCUUGAAUAUUUAAAUGUCGAAAAUUGUUUUAUAAAUGAAAAUACAUUUCCGAUUCUUGCUGAUGGCUUACAUAAAUCGAAGAGUAUUCGAUGUAUUAAUAUAAGUCGACCAUGUCCUAUGUCUAGGGGAAGUAUUUUCGAUAGCAGCAAAUUAAUCAACAUAGUAUCGCAGCUGAUUUGGCAAAAUAAGUUAACAACUUUAAUUCUGCGUCAUUUAAAUCUCAAUGGACACGAUAUGGAAAUAAUUUCCGAGUACUUAGAAACGCCAAGUUCAAAACUACAACAUUUGGAUUUAAAAUCAAAUAAUUUAACUUCACAUGGAACUGAAGUACUUUUUAAUGCCCUCAUGAAAAACAAAGCUUUGCAGACGUUGAAUUUAUGUGGAAAUAAUUUGGGAUCAAAAGGUGGCAUUGUAAUAGCAAGACAUAUUUCUUAUUCCAACAUUCAAUCCCUCGACAUUUCCCACAAUCAAAUUGAUUGCGAAGCAAUGUACGAGUUGCUAACCGCAAUAAAGAAACCAUGUGGACUUCAAAUUUUUAAAAUUUAUGGAAAUAAAUUCAACGCAAAAACAGCGUCUAUUUUGAAGCGUCUUCUAAGAGCAAAUGUUUUGAAUCAAAAUGAUAUCGAUGUAACUUACACGUGGGACCAUUCCAAAAAUGAAUUAUGUGUUAUUCCUUAUUUUGGGAUUGAAAGAAUGCAUAUUUGAAUUUGUAAUUAAUAA
Episyrphus balteatus (marmalade hoverfly) is the source of this 1262-nucleotide messenger RNA. RefSeq lists its product as uncharacterized. The record is from RefSeq and is a predicted model, not a curated record. Gene Ontology annotation, molecular function: protein binding. NCBI's taxonomy places the organism in Eukaryota, Metazoa, Arthropoda, Insecta, Diptera, Syrphidae. The coding region runs from base 63 to 1247 and encodes 394 amino acids. The transcript has a single exon.